UACUCCUCAGAAAUGACAGAAACCACGAAUGACAAACAAGAUUUGAAUUGCUGAAAGCAUGAGACCAAAGAUGAUAAAAAACGUUCGUUAUGUAAUUCGUGAAAAGAUCUUUCAGGACACGGUGCAAACAAACUUUUCAUCAUGUUGGUUUAGAUAAACCACAGGCACGAGUGCGAAUAUUUGAAUUGGAACCAUAAUCAACCGAAUAAGGUUUAGUAAAAAUGACUACAUAAUGCUUGAUUUAAAUAAAUUGUUUAUAAGAUCAUUUUCUGAGCAUUCACAGCUUAACCACUAAAUCAAAUUGCAGUUGAAAAUUGUUGCAGCUAAAUCGUCAGUGCUUUCGUGUUAACAGGCUUUCAGUUGCUCACUUGCCAAAGGUUAGCUGCGGUGAUUUGAAUUGGAAGGUGACACAUGAUCUUGAAAAGCGUUUCGUGAAAAGUGGGAAAUUUGACACCAUUUGUCAUGACUGGGUUGCCCUUAUUAUGACAAAGCCUCUCGUAUUGAUUCGGAUCAAUGCGAUUUCCUACGGGGCUUGAGGAAAGCUAAACGCAGCAAAGUUCCGUCUAAUUUGGCCUUCGUCCCGCCAGAGUGGUGGCUGACAAACGAGACACCACUUUCUACAUAGUGGGUGACACACUGCUCAGAUUCACACAGUAGCAAGGCUUGGCGUGUGUAUAUUCGUAAACAACAAAUCGAGAAACCAUAAUUAUGGCUAACGUACAAUUGCAAUUUCGAAAACUAAAAUGGAACAUCGAGCACCUCACCCUUGCUCAGUUAUUAGACAAAUACCCGUUACCGCAGAUUGUAAAAAUCACUGGGGACUUCCAUGGCGAACUUCAAAAUGCGGUAUUAUUCCUGCAUUCCGUCAAACCUGUCCGGAAAGUUCAUGGUCGCUUGAGUUGCGGUAAGGGUGGACAGAUUUCGAUCCCUCUCGAUUGUGCUAGCAAAGUUGAAGUACGUUCGUCGAAUUUGAAAGAGGUUUAUGAAAGUGUCGAAGAGCUGUGUUCAGCGUUUCCACCACACGUUCGUGUUGUUAAAGGAUUUUGCCAUGAAUCUUCAGGGGAAAUUAUACUGAACGUGGGGGACAAAUUACAGUUGAAAAGCAUUGAUAAAAAGAAGAAAAAAGACAAAAAAUUGAUCUGUUUGGAUCAAAACGGCCAGAAAGUGGAACUAUCCAAGGAUUGUGUGGCAACGUUUCAACCUCUGGCCGAUGGGAUUGAGUACUACCUAGCGGAUGUUCUGAAUAAAUUCAAAAUGCCAUUGAAUGUACAAUUUGUUGAACCUUACUACAGCAUGGAUGAAGAUGCCCGGUCGGUUAAGAAACUGAUUUGUGAACCGUUUCACAAUAUCAGCCUUGAAAGAGUGUCCACUUUGGAAGCGGUUAAGGGAACGCGGAUAUAUCCUGACGGGUCGCACGAAAUGGUGCAGCUCUCGUGCGAGGCGAAUGUCAAAUUAGUUGCUUGUGACAACACGUUCAGAAAUAGCGCCGAAUACGCGAAGAUUUGCGAGACCUUCAACCAAGACGUCAACAGUGAUGAUAUUUACACAGAACCCUACGAGUAUAUCGAUGAUGAUGCCGUGAUUCAAUCACAAACAACGGAUAUAAAACCAUACCCCAAAAAGCCGAAGCCAUUUAUUCCACCGAAGCCGAAAAGCAAAAAUCCGACUGCAGUUCAACAUGAAUCCGACUCCGUUUACGACACGGUUGAUAUUGACGAACAGGAAAGCAAAGAUUCUAAGUACCCCGCAUUCAAUCCAACAUAUGCCUCUUAUCAACGAAACGAGAAUUCGGUUCUUGAACAACUCGCAAAGUGCUUAGAAAACAGACCAAAUGUACUCGAUAAACCUCACUUGCCUACGAAAGUAAUUGCACUACCACCUGUUAAAAGUCCUGAUUCCACAAACACUGGAUCGAAUCCAAAACACAUUUCCAAUCAGUAUGAGAAGCCUUUCGGUGUUGAACAACCCAUUCAGAGCUCUAAAAAUCGACCAAAAACCCUUGAUAAGCCUCGAUUGCCUAAGAAGGCAGUAACGUUACCCAAACCAACACUUCCACCAUCAUCAUUCGAACCCGAAGGUGGUAAGACCGCGAGUUUCGAGAAUUCUAACAGCAAGCCAGAUCGUGCUUCACCCUCCGUGGUCACGUCUAAAAUGAAAAAAGAAGAAAUUUACCAAGCAAUCGCUGAACAUCCACCAGAUUUGUCAGGCCUAAAUGUUGCCGACGUUGGCAGGUUAUUGGAAUACUUAGGAAUGGGAAAUCACGUUGAAAUAUUUGCCAACGAAUUGAUAGACGGUUCGAUGCUGACCAGCUUGGAUAAAUCCAAUUUAAAAUCAUUGGGUUUAAGUCCAUUUCAUGUUAUAAAGUUAUUUAAGUUUAUAAGAGGAUGGAGACCUAACUUAACACGCCUCUCAAAGUACUGAAAUGUAUUAAUACACAUCAUAUAGUAUAGUUAGUGGUCUUUCGAACAUAAUACAUGCCAUAUAGU
Molecule: messenger RNA, 2486 nt
Organism: Dendronephthya gigantea
Lineage: Eukaryota; Metazoa; Cnidaria; Anthozoa; Malacalcyonacea; Nephtheidae
Exons: 2
Coding region: 709-2421 (570 amino acids)
Molecular function (GO): protein binding
Source: RefSeq, a predicted model, not a curated record